AUGGGUGCUUGCGCUAGUCUGCCAAAGGGAAUGAGGGACGAAGCCUCGGCUGCCCCACCUCCUGAACCACCAGUCGAGGAGGAGUCCGUUCAGGCUGAUCAGCACAACACUGAGGAGGUGAUCAAGGUUGAAAAAGAGGAAAACGAGGCUAAUGAAGUUGAUGAUCAACCUGAAAAAACUGAGGGAAACAAGGAAUCAAAUGAGGCCCAGCAGCCCCAAGCAGAAGCUCCAGCAGAACCAAAGAAAGAAGAACCCAAAAAAGAAGAACCGAAGAAAGAAGAACAAAAGGAAGAACCCAAAGAAGAACCAAAACCAGACCAGGCACCAGCUGUCCCGAAGGAGUCCAAGGAAGAGAAGGAAAAGAAGACAGAAACAAAGUAA
Durio zibethinus is the source of this 381-nucleotide messenger RNA. RefSeq lists its product as uncharacterized. The record is from RefSeq and is a predicted model, not a curated record. NCBI's taxonomy places the organism in Eukaryota, Viridiplantae, Streptophyta, Magnoliopsida, Malvales, Malvaceae.